AUGUUCAAAGCAGUGUUCGGGAGGAAUAGGAAAGGAGAGAAGAGGAGCAGGAGGGAUCCAGCGGUAGUCACUGAUUACCAUAGCCACAGUAUCCAACGAAGGGGUGCUGGUGCUUGGGUGACCCACUACCAGGAGCCUAGCCGUGCCCACCACCCCCACCCCUCAAGGGGCAGGCCGAGGGGGAAGCUGGCUAAGGGGGAGUCUAUCUCCCUGCCUUCCUCGCCCCUGGUCCAUCGCCAGUCCUACAUAAUGCCCUCACAUAUGGGCAUCAAGUCCCCAGAGCUGCACGCGGAGCUCCAGCCCAGCUCCUCCUCCUUCUCAACCCAGGAACUGAUGACCAGGCUGGGCUUCUUACUGGGAGAAGGGACCCCAGCCUCGCCUAGCACCCCCAUGGAGGACCGGAGGGAAAAGAAGUGUAAUAUCUCUGGCCAGGCGGUGAGCCCAUGCUCCACAUUGACCUGCAGCACUACGUCUCCAUGCUCAGACAGCCCCUGCUCCACCCUGGGUAGCAGCAGUACCGGGGGGCCACCCUCCUGUCUUCCCAGCCCCAGCCCAGGUGGGACCCUCCUCAGCCCCAGUCCCUGCCGGAGCCCCAGUUCCACGCUUGAGAGCCAGGAUAGCGGAAUCAUAGCUACCAUCACCAGCUCUCCUGAGAAUGAGGAUCGCGGUGGUUCCACUCUGGACCUGAGCAAAGAUGGCAGCUGGAGGGGCCCUGGGCGUGGCGGGCACCGAGGCGACUCCUGCCCUCCUGUCGCCAAGGACGACCUGCCAGGACCCAGCGAGGCCCCGCCCAGGUCUGAAAUCACCAUCCUAGAGGAACCCAGAACUCCGCCCCYAGCCAAGAGGCCCCUCCCACAGCGCCACACGCACAGCACUUCUUCCCUGGUGAUGCCACGCCCUAACUCUGUGGCAGCGACUAGUUCCACUAAGCUGGAGGAUCUGAGCUACCUGGAUGAUCAACGGAGUGCUCCCCAGCGAAGCUCCAUCAAAACAGCCCUGAAGACGCGCUUCGCUCCCUUCAAAUCAGGUGACAUCGUGCUGAAGCCGUUGUUGUUUGAGGUUCCCGCCGYCGCCAUGGAUGCACCGUUCCAAGGCCGUGAUUGGCUGUUCCAUCGGCUAGAGGAGGUCCUAAGGAAGAGUGACACCUGCGAGGGCCGUGGGGCCGUUAUCGUGGGCGAUGUGGGCUUCGGCAAGACGGCCGUCGUCUCGCGGCUGGUGGCUCUCAGCUGUCAUGGAGGUCACAUGCAACAGGUCCCCACCGAGAGCCCCUGCACCUCCCCCAAAAGUGGGGAUAGGGGGACAGACGGAGCCUCCAAACAGCCGCCCCAGCCCAGCACCCCCACCACAGACCCCCAGCCCAGUGAAACAACCUGCCCCGGGACACCAGAGGCACACCGAGACGAUGCUGUCAAACGCCUGGCCAGCAAGGUACGUACACACACGCAUACAUACACGCAUACACAUACAUACCAGCAGCUCCCUGUAGCCGCUGAGCUGUGGCGCUCUGGACAGCAGGGCGGCGACACUGUGCACAAACUCUGGGACCAGGCAGAAAGGAAGAUCCCGGAAGAAGACUUCAUCCUCCUGGUUGAUGGUCUGAACGAGGCAGAGUUCCACAAGCCGGACUACGGAGACACUGUCGCCUCCUUCAUCACCAAGAUCGUCUCCAAGUUCCCCUGCUGGCUCAAACUGUUGGUCACUGUCAGGACCUGUCUGCUGGAGAUCACCGCCCUCCUACCCUUCUCCAGACUCUCACUUGACGACUUCCCAGAGAGCAGCGAGAUCGGCGGGGACCUUAGCGACUACAUCCAACACCGGGUCAUCGUCAGCCCCGAGAUUGCCGCCAACGUCACCACGCCCAACGGCACCGUCCCCGACCCCCUCCUCCUCAGCAAGUUCAACACCCACCUGGCCUCUCGCAGCCAGGGCUCCUUCCUCUACCUAAAACUGACCCUGGACCUGUUCCAGAGGGCCCACCUGGUUCUCAAGGGAGGCAACUACAUGGUAGUGCCUGUCUCUCUGGCUGAGGUGUACCUGCUGCAGUGCCAUGCGGGGUUCGACGGGGACCAAACCUUUGAGCGGGUGCUGCCCGUACUCAACGUGGUGCUGGCCUCGUUACACCCGCUGACGGACGAGCAGCUGUUCCGGGCGCUGAACGCUGGGGGUGUGAGAGGAGAGAUGUCCUGGGAGGACUUCCAACAACGCCUGGAGACCCUGGCCUCUGUCCUGGUGAGACGCAGGGACGGCACCCGCAUGCUCUUCCAMCCCUCMUUUAGAGAGUGGCUAGUGUGGAGGGCGGACGGAGAGAGCACCGACUUCCUCUGUGACCCMAGGAGUGGCCAUGCUCUGUUGUCCUUCAUGUUCUCCAGACAGGAGGGCAAGCUGAACCGGCAGCAGACCAUGGAGCUGGGACAUCAUAUCCUGAAAGCACACAUCUUCAAGGGUCAGAGUAAGAGGACAGGUGUGUCCUCCAGUGUUCUGCAGGCUCUGUGGGUGAGCUGUAGCACUGACAGCCUCUCUGCCGCCCUGGCCUCCCUCAGAAAUCUCUACACACCCAAUGUCAAGGUGAGUCGUCUGCUGAUGCUGGGCGGGGCGAGUGUGAGCGGGCGUUCAGAGGUGCUUGGYCGUUCCCCUGUGCUGGGUGUGCACACCCACCUGGGUCACCUUGAAAUGGUGUCCCUGCUGCUGGAGCUGGGAGCGCCCGUAGACGGAGCCUCGGACAGCGGCAUGACCCCCCUCUGUCUGGCCGCCGCAGCAGGACACACAGGACUGGUCAGCCUGCUCUGUAAGAAGGGAGCCAAGGUGGGCCAUGUUGAUAAGAGUGGUCAGUGUGCCCUGGUCCAUGCUGGGYUGAGGGGCCACCCAGACAUCAUCCACUACCUGSUGAACCAGGACUGGGGCYCCACAGAGGCCCCKGAGGGCCAACAGCAGCACGGUGUGAAGAGCAGUGUGAAGGGCCAGGCCUUACAACAGGCCCUGACGGCCGCCUGCAGCAUGGGACACACUCACGUUGCGAAGAGCUUACUGGAGCUGAAAGAUGAAGAUGUGGCUGUGCAGAUAGACGCUCCUGACACGCUCUGGGGAGAGACGGCUCUGAGUGCGGCUGCAGGCCGGGGCAGGACAGAGACGUGCGUUUUCCUGCUGGAGAGGGGUGCAGGGGCGGAGCAGCCCAACCGGAGGGGGGUGGUCCCACUCUUCAGCUGCAUCAGGCAUGGACACCCCCAGGUAGCAGAGCUGUUGCUGCAGAGCGGUGUGGACAUUAACACCAUCGAUAAGCAGGGCCGCAGUUUGCUGAUGGUGGCAGCCAGCGAGGGCCACCUCAGCACUGCGGACUUCCUGCUGACAAAGGGCGCGUCUUUAGCCUCUGUGGACAAGGAGGGCCAGACAGCUCUGAGCUGGGCGUGUCUGAAGGGUCAGAAGGACGUGGUGCAGCGCCUGGUGGAGAAGGGGGCAGAGAUAGACCACCCUGAUAGGAACGGACGUACCCCUCUCGACCUGGCAGCUUUCAACGGUGAUGCAGAGACGGUUCAGUACCUGGUGGAGAAGGGUGCGGUGGUGGAGCAUGUGGACCACAGUGGGGUGAGGCCUCUGGAGAUGGCUGUGGGCUGUAGGAACACUGCUGUAGUGGUCACCCUACUGAAGAAAGGGUCCAAGCUGGGUCAUGCUACGUGGGCGAUGGCCACAUCCAAACCAGACGUCCUUCUCAUUCUCCUACAGAAACUCAUGGAGGAGGGAAACCUGCUGUAUAAGAAGGGGAGGAUGAAGGAGGCAGCCCAGAGGUAUCAGUACGCCCUGAGGAAGUUCCCCCGAGACGGCUUCGGAGACGAUCUGAAGGGCCUGAAAGAGCUCCGUGUCUCCUUGUACCUCAACAUGUCACGCUGCCGCAGGAAAACCAAUGAUUUUGGUAUAGCAGAGGAGUUUGCCACCAAAGCCCUGGAACUGAAACCCAAGUCUUAUGAGGCGUUCUACACCAGAGCACGAGCCAAGAGGAGCAGCAGGCAGUAUGCGGCGGCGCUAGCUGACCUCAGAGAGGCGUCUCGGCUCUGCCCCACCAACCGGGAGAUCCGCCGUCUGCUGACGCGUGUGGAGGACGAGUGUCAACAACAACAGCAGCAGUCCCCCAACACACCACAGGGCCAACAAGCAGCACACAGCCAGACUCCCGACGACCUCACAGAGAGGAGCCAGGACACAGAGAGGAGUUGUGAUACACAGAGCCAGGAUGAACUAGAUGAUGAUUAUGAAGAGAUAGGGGGAGAGGAAGAGCCCUCACAGAACCCCUAUGGACCCAACAGGCCCAAGAACCCCUAUGGACCCGACAGGGCUCUCCCACCAGUACCAGGCGCAGUGGGCUUAGCUCCCCUGGACCCCAGGCCUGGUUCCCCUCUGGACGAGUCCACACAGACCAACCUGUCUCUGGACAAGCAGGGCCCUGUCCUGCAGGGUCCUAGACAAAACCAAAGCAUGAAGACCAAGCAGCAGCACUGUAACUCCCUGCAGGUAGGGGGCAGACCAGGGGGCAGGCCUAUGUCUCUGUGUGGCCCCUCCAGCCCCCUGCCAGGCAGACACAUCUCUACCUCCCUGAGACCCAGCCCUGGCCUGGGCAUUGACAUCAGCCCUCUGCCCUCUUCCACAGACCACCAACUGGGGCUCACCCCUGCCAACCACCACCACUCCUCAUCUGUGCAGCCCUUCCAGGGCCACUCCUCUAGCCUGGCUAGAGGAACAGACAGGCUCUCAGCCCACCACGGCACCACACUGGACGGACAGGCUGGGUCCCUCACCCCUGGGUUUGGUAAGGAGGUAAGGAGGGAGGGUCCUGGGGGGUCGGCUGGCCCGGGUCUGCGUUCUGGUGGUCAGACGGGCAGUAUGAAGGCCUCCAGCUCUAGCAGUAGCUUAGCCUCCAGCGGGACCCUGUCAGACAGCGGCAGGAUCCAGGCACCUCAGGGGCCCGACGUGCCUCGCCCCAGACCGGGUAAACCAGAGCUCAAGCCUCGUCCCUUCAUGGGGGUGAAAGACAAGGCAGUGCGUGUCCAGGGGCAGCCCCCACCUGGACUGGGCUGGCAAGGUCAGCCUCACUCCCAGCCACUCUCCCCUGAAGGUCUAGAGAACCAGAGACACAGCAUGGCCCCUAUGGACAACAUCCAGGGAUUAAAUAAUGAGUUCAAGCAGAGGUCCUCUUAUGCGGAGCCACUGCAGAGCCAGACUCCCCUCCAGGUGCUCAACGGGGCCCAGGCUCAGGCCCAACACCUGGCCCAACAGGCUCAGGCCAAGGCCCUGGCUAGGGAGUUUGGAGACAGGUUCUACCACCGGGAGCCAAGACCAGGUCCAGCUGCAGGCCUACAUCACUCCUCCCAGUUCCCAGACGGGAACCACCGGCAGGCAGGGCUCACCAGAGAUAACCCAGCCAUCCUACCCAUCAAACCUAAACGCUCCUUUAUAGAAUCCAACGUCUGAAACUGACCAUACAUUCAGUCAAGCACAACACAGGUGCAGGAACACCAUAAC
Molecule: messenger RNA, 5508 nt
Organism: Salvelinus sp. IW2-2015
Lineage: Eukaryota; Metazoa; Chordata; Actinopteri; Salmoniformes; Salmonidae
Product: protein TANC1-like
Molecular function (GO): protein binding
Source: RefSeq, a predicted model, not a curated record